This is a messenger RNA of Bactrocera tryoni, 834 nucleotides long. RefSeq names its product chymotrypsin-1-like. The record is from RefSeq and is a predicted model, not a curated record. The transcript has a single exon. Gene Ontology annotation, molecular function: serine-type endopeptidase activity. Lineage: Eukaryota; Metazoa; Arthropoda; Insecta; Diptera; Tephritidae. The coding region runs from base 1 to 834 and encodes 277 amino acids. Gene Ontology annotation, biological process: proteolysis.
AUGUACCAUUGCAAAAUAAUCGGUUUACUGGCACUCCAGUUGGCGCUACUCGCUGCCGUCUGUGGUCGCGUCGUCACAAAGGACGAAAAUGAAAUUCUAUAUCCACCACAGACAAAUUCACGCAUUGUCGGUGGCGCAGCGGCACCCGAUGGACUGGCGCCAUAUCAAAUUUCCAUGCAGAAUCUACGCGGUCGUCACUUCUGUGGCGGUGCCAUCAUCGAUCAGCGUUGGAUCAUCACCGCCUCACAUUGUGUGGCGGGCGCCACAGCUCCUAAAAUACAAAUCCUCACUGGCGCACAAAAUUUGAAAAACAACACUGGCAAAUACUACUACCCCGACCGCAUUGUGAUGCACACAAACUACAACCAUCCGCCAUAUGCCAACGAUAUUGCGCUCUUGCACUUGAACGAUUCGAUUGUCUAUGAUGGACACACGCAGGCGGUGAAGUAUGCUUACGAGCCGCUGAAGAAGGAUGAUGAGUUGGUGCUCACCGGUUGGGGUUCCAUGGCGUUGGGCGGCUCCACACCGGAUGUCCUGCAGACACUGACUGUACGUGUUGUGCCAUAUGAAGAGUGUCGCGCAGCACACACUGACAAUUUGUCGAGCUACGUGGAUGUGGGUCACUUGUGCACCUUCAAUGAUAACGGUAAAGGUGCUUGUCAUGGUGAUUCAGGUGGUCCGCUGGUGCAUAAUGGCACGCUGGUCGCUUUGGUCAAUUGGGGAUUGCCCUGCGCAAAGGGUUAUCCUGAUGUGCAUGCGAGUGUGGCUUAUUAUCACGACUUCAUACGCACUCAAUUAGCCGCAACCACUGAGGUAGAGGCUUUGGAGAAUUGA